CAUGUUUUAGAGUAGAUUGUUUCAUGAGAGGAGAGCUGGUAGAGGGUGGCAAGGGUGGUGAAUGGCGUGUACGGCCGCUGCUAGAGCCGGAUCUGUUGCGUUUACUGGAUAACGUUCUGGAAAGAAACGAGCCCGAGGUUUCUUUGGUUGAGACGGGGGAGAGUGGGGGUGGUGUUCCGAUUGGUGUUCCAAGUGGUGAAUUUGUUGCUGUGCUAGAGACGUCUGUGCCAUUGUCGUUAGCUGGGCGGUUAGAAGAUGUAUUGCGUCCCAGAACUGAACGCUUUUCAGGCAUGUCUGGAACAUUUGUUGAGCCGGAGAUAUGAAGGCGUUGGAGAUGGCCCGAGAGAGAUCGGUGAAGAGCCGAUGGCUUGCUCGGCGAGGACAUUAGGGUUCUAGAAUCGGUGGCUUUAUGUGUGAGGGGUAGGGGGGACGAGUUGGAGAGGGUUAGAGAGGGGAGAGGAAGGUGAGAUGAGGCAGUGGAGGUUCGUUUCUUUUCUUCUUUUUCUUUUGGUUCUAAAGUGACAGCGUAGAUAGGAGGAGUUUCCUAAUGAGAGGAGUUGUUGUCAAGAAUGUAUGUGUGUGUAUAUGUUUUUUGUUUUUGUUUUAAGACUUUGGUGAAUGCAAGUAUGAUAAAGAGGGGGGG
Phycomyces blakesleeanus NRRL 1555(-) is the source of this 643-nucleotide messenger RNA. RefSeq lists its product as hypothetical. The record is from RefSeq and is a predicted model, not a curated record. The transcript is spliced from 2 exons. NCBI's taxonomy places the organism in Eukaryota, Fungi, Mucoromycota, Mucoromycetes, Mucorales, Phycomycetaceae. Bases 24 to 323 code for a protein of 99 amino acids.